Dinoponera quadriceps is the source of this 2820-nucleotide messenger RNA. It is a transcript of the gene eco, whose product is annotated as N-acetyltransferase ESCO2. Gene Ontology annotation, molecular function: protein-lysine-acetyltransferase activity. Bases 396 to 2807 code for a protein of 803 amino acids. Gene Ontology annotation, biological process: mitotic sister chromatid cohesion. The record is from RefSeq and is a predicted model, not a curated record. NCBI's taxonomy places the organism in Eukaryota, Metazoa, Arthropoda, Insecta, Hymenoptera, Formicidae. Gene Ontology annotation, cellular component: nucleus; chromatin. The transcript has 6 exons.
ACCACGCGUGGCCUCUCUCAGAUUUCUCUCUGAUAACGGAUUUGAUUGGAGGAAAAGGAGAGCGAGAAUCACAAAAUAGAGAAAUAAAUUCCAAAGGGCGCAAUGGCGGCGCAUGCGCGAAAUCUCGGCGCGCUUUGACGCACGCGAUGGAGUCGUUGCGAAUACGAGCGCUCCGCUCUCUAACAUUUCUCCCGCGCGUUUUUCCCGUGCAUUUUUUCACGCGAACCUGUGUUGAAAUAUCGAGAUCAUUUAUUCAAGAGACGAGAACCGGCGCAUUAUGAGUGUGAGUUGAACGUUUCAUCAAGUUUUGCAACUUUUGAAUACGUGCGAGGUCGUUUCAAAGUGUUCGAACUUGUCGUUUAAUCCAGGUGACUACUUCAAGGAAUCGUUUAAUAAUGGCUACGGGAAGCAGUCAGGUAGAGUUACUCUGUACUCCACGGCGCGCCCAAAAAUGUCUCUUCGCAGCUGAAGGCGGUUCUUGCAGGAAGAAUUUAUCCCGGGGCUCGAGUUGUAACAGAAAUGCCGAGGUGACUUCGGGGGAAGAUUCGGAUUUGGGGCCGAUGUCGCCGCUGGCCCUUACCGACCAAAGCCCCAGCAGCUGCGAGAGUUCCCCGGGCAGGGAUUUCGUCUCUCCAUUUGCGACACCCGAGAAAUCCCCGUCGUUACCUGUCACAUCCUUAUCCUGGGAUCGUUUAAUGCCGAACAGAAGCGUGGAAGAUUCCGCGUCGCUGUUCAGCUCGCUGAAGAAGCUCAGCCGAGCAGCUCGAUACUCACCGAAGUGUAACACGGUGAUGAAGAACCUCGUUAAAUCCGCGUCGGCUUCUCCGAUCAAACGGACUGGGGAAGCAUCGACGUCCGAAGGAUCGGACGCGACUGCCACCGAGGAAGUAAUUCCGGAGACGCCUCAGCAAAGCUUCUCCGAAAUCCAGAGCAUCACAGAGACACCACGAAAGAGCGGAACUCCCGGACUGAUCACCCCCUUAGGCUCCAUAACGAAAUCAGUGCUGUUGCCGAAGCUGCACAGACGGAAGUCUCUCGGCAUGCUCGAAGCUAGCGAGAACAUCUCUCCUAAGCAGAAGGAGAACUCGUUGAAGAGGCUGGCGCGCGAUCAACUGGCGGUGACUCCGGCGAAGCUCUUCAAGACGGACGACUCUCUGGCGCCCCGAGCGCGCGCGGCGUUGUUUCAGGAGAAGAAGAACGAGUCGCCCUUGAAUAACAUCUCGUUGAGCACGAAAAUGUUCUACAGCAGCAGCAGCGAGUCCAAGCGGCCUUUUGCCUUCUACAAUUUCAGGGAUGACGAGAUUAAGAAGAGGCGAAGUUUGCCGGCGUAUAGAAACGGCAGACACUCGUUGAAGAGACAAAGAUUCGGCAUGAUCAAUGCUGGUGUGUUUCACGGCAUCAAGAAACCGAAAUCCAAGGUUAACACGAAGGUGUUGAAGAAAGAGGGCCAAGCGCAGAAUUCCGCAGACGAGAACAAGGAGAACAAGGAGAACGCGAGUCCAACUGUGAAACGAGCUCAACCGGUGGUGGAGGAGAAGAGCAAGGAGAGAGGAAGUCCUCCUCUGCCGGAGGUCGACGAGAAGAAGCGGUUCUUCCGGAGCAUCAAGCCGACUCAGGCCGCUACGGUGACCGUAAACGAGAAGAUCAAGCUGAAGGUUGAGGACGGUAAAAUCCUGCUGAGCCAAAAGUACGGUUGCUCCUCGGCCAAGCGACGAGCAAGAGCCACGGAUGUCUCUUACGACGUCACCGACCUCUCCGUGGACGAGCCGGGUGUCGAAGACACCUUGGGCGAGAACAAGGUCGCCAACAUCUUGAAGAUACUCGAGAACGACUGGGCGGACGACGAUUACGACACGAUGGACGCGUUAACCGUCAAUACCAAUGCCGUUUCCCCGUCGACGGCGACAAUCUUGCAAGACACGAUCAUGUCGCCAGCGAGCGAGCUCAGCAACAUGACUUCAACGAUGAACAUCAAGGACGCCUUCCUCGCGGACAAUACGGAGAACAACAACGACCCCGUGAGAACUAACAAGGAGGGGAAAUUCUUCCCGUUGUUCGCCAAAGGAUACGUCGCACCGGCUGACCAACUCGCCAAGGAUGCUGGGGGCAAAUCGGCGAAGAGGAACACCCAGUGGCAGCUGUCCAUGAAGAGCGGACAGGAUCAGUAUCAGCUGGACGCUGGCCAGAAACGUUUUGGGGCCACUCAGUGUCCAGAGUGCGGCGUGGUGUACCAGCUGGGCGACGGGGAGGACGAGAACGCCCACUUGAAUUAUCACAACAGCAUACGGACCUUAAAAUUUCAAGGAUGGAAAAACGAGCGUGUCAUGUACGAGGAUCCCUUCACGUCGAGCAGGAUAAUCCUGGUAGAACCGCACGAUCCUAAGCAAUAUUGGAAGAAAGUGUCGGAGAUUCUGACUGUAGUGGACAACGAUCUAGGAUUGGCGGACGUGCAGUUGUCGGGCUACGAGACAAAAAAGGUCUUCCUGUACAUACGCGAGAAGAGCGUCAUCGGAGUGUUGGUAGCGGAACACAUUAAAACGGCGUAUCGUAUGAUUCCCGAGCUGAUCGAAUUGGACUGCUGCACCGCGGAAAGCACGCCCACGAAGUGCGGAAUAAACGUGGUGUGGACUGCGAUGAGUCACCGCAGGCAAGGAAUAGCCACCAAGCUCGUCAACAUUUUGAGGGCGAAAUUCUUCUAUGGUUACGUGAUGUCGCUGGACGAUAUUGCGUUCUCAACACCAUCCCCGAGCGGCAAGAUCUUCGCCGAAAAAUACACGAAGACUCGGAACUUCAAGGUUUACAGCUAAAUCGCAGACUCUG